Molecule: messenger RNA, 1743 nt
Organism: Myxozyma melibiosi
Lineage: Eukaryota; Fungi; Ascomycota; Lipomycetes; Lipomycetales; Lipomycetaceae
Product: dynactin subunit 4
Exons: 2
Coding region: 1-1743 (580 amino acids)
Cellular component (GO): dynactin complex
Source: RefSeq, a predicted model, not a curated record
AUGCCAUCCUACCCUUCUCUGCGGAUCCACUGCCCCUGCGCCGAGCCGGCCGACGAAGCAGACGCCUUCGAGCAGCCCGCCGACGACGCGACAAAGCUCUCGACAGACCUCUCCUCGAGCGCAGGCAACGCGCUGACGCUGCCGCCGACGCUGACGAGCCCGCUCGCGCUGCAUUUGCUCGACUCGCUUUACUUUUGUCAUUUCUGCAAGGCGCUGCGGUGUGAGCGCUGCGUGGUCGAGGAGAUCGUGCAGGCGUUUUGUCCGACGUGUUUGCAUAUCUAUCCUGACACGCGCAAGACCGCCAACGUCUACUGCACACGAAACUGUCUGCAAUGCCCGCUGUGCUUCACUGCGCUCGUGAUGUUUGCAAAGGCCGACGAUGAGAUCUAUAUGCAGUGCCCACAUUGCGCCUGGGACUCGCGGUCUUCAGGGGAAGUUGUGUUUAGAAAGACUACAUCGCUGUACACACAGCUACGGGCGCUGUCGUUGUCAUCUAGCGCUAAUGACGAUGGUUCUGUUUUUACAGCAGACGACGGCGAUGAAGAAGAAGAGGAAGAACCAGCGAAAACAUCUGGAUCAAAACCAAUAUCAGCAGCCGCCCAAUUCGACGCACUAACGGCACUCUACAGAGACAUCUACAGCACAGACUCGCCCUCCGCAUCCAUAAAAUCCUCACCCCUUCUCCCCGGCCGCUCCGUCGCCCGCAGUCUCGAAACCACCAAAUUCCUCAAAUCAUACUACAGAUCCCAGUCCCCGACCCCGUCCUCGCCCUCGCCGCGCGUGAACCCAGACACGGUCUUGAACGCGCUCGGACGCGCUGGCAGCGUGUCCCGCGAGAAAGCAGCGGCCUCGGAGAGACGCAUGCGCGAGCAACUUGUGCUUGAGCUCGAUCAGGAUGAGGAAGAGGCCGAGAUCGCGCGGAUGCAGGGGCUGAGCUCGCUGGCGCAGACGGUGUCGCUUGCGCAGCGGCGCGCGCAGCCGGUUGAAUGCGCGGCGGUGAGCACACCGAGUAGGUUGAGGCCUUUACCGACCAAGCUGCGCACGCGGCGGUCGAAGCGGUGUCGCGCCUGUAGGCACAUCCUCGUGCGGCCGGAGGUCACCUCCACGGUCAAAGGCGGCGGGGGAAGCAAGUCUGUGACAACCCCGACACUCUCGACUUCGUUCAGAAUCAGUCUGCUUUCACGAAACUACAUCCCCACGAUCCGCGCCACCCACCUAGCGGGUGCAGGAGCAGCCGCAGGAUCGUCGCCGUACAAAUCCGGCUUCGUGCCGCAUACUACGUAUACGUUUGCACUGACGGUGUUUAACCCGCUAGUCGAGCCAAUCAAGGCGACAAUGGCGUCUCCUCCGCAGACGCCGCGGGGCCGCCACAGCGUGACGCUGCUGGCGCCAAGUUUUGACGUCGGCGGGAACGCGGACGAAGAGGACUGGGAUCUACAGGCGAUUCUGGACCUGCGCAUGCGGUUCGCGGCGUACCGCACUGGCGGGGGUGGUAUGGGACCUGGGUUGGUCAGCGGCGGGGGUGUGUUUGCGCGGGGGAGAAAUUGGACUAGUGUUUUUGUCGAGGUCGUGCCGGCUGAGGCGGAGGGGGAGAUUGAGAUUCCACUGUUUGUGAGCGUGGAGUAUGAGAUUGAUGCUGAAAAGGAAGAGGGUGAGGGGAGAGGGCAGAAGGAGAAGGAGAAGCAGGAGAUGGCGUUCUGGUCUGUUUUAAAGCUUGGCAUGUGCCGAGGGAGAGCGAUUUAG